Molecule: messenger RNA, 1847 nt
Organism: Ochlerotatus camptorhynchus
Lineage: Eukaryota; Metazoa; Arthropoda; Insecta; Diptera; Culicidae
Product: clavesin-1-like
Exons: 2
Coding region: 241-1212 (323 amino acids)
Cellular component (GO): membrane
Molecular function (GO): phosphatidylinositol bisphosphate binding
Source: RefSeq, a predicted model, not a curated record
UUUGGAUUUAUCCAUCUCGGAAUUCGGAAGUGCUAGAGAGCCUCGCGACCCGUCAGAGUGUGUGUUUUCUCUUUUCUAUUCCCCCUCGUGUGGUUUGGAAUUCUUCUCGGAGGAUCCAGCAUCCCCAGUGGCAGCAGCAGCAGCAAGAGCAGGAUCAGAAACGACCCAGAGGAUUCCCAACGACGCACACACACACGCACCCUUCCACAUCCCCGUCGCAACAAGGAUUCGUAGUUGAAAAUGGCCGCUCUGAACCUGUGCAAAGCACCCGAGUCAUACGAGGUAUACGCCUUCAACCUGCCGGACAAAUUCAAACUGGCCGCCCAGGAUGAGCUCCGCGAGGACGACGACAUCCGGGAGAAUGGCCUGAAGCAGUUCCGCGAAUGGAUCGCCAAACAUCCGCUGAUCAAAAAGUGCCGCACCGAUGCCCCGUUCCUGCUGCGGUUCCUCCGGACCAAAAAAUUCUCCAUCCCAGCCGCCACGGAAAUGCUGGAAAAGUACCUCUCCAUCCGUCAGAUCUACCCCAACUGGUUCCACAAGCUGGACAUCAACGAUCCCGAGCUGGAGGCCAUCAUCGACACGGGAUACCUGUUUGCCCUGCCAGAACGUGACGAACGUGGUCGAAAGAUUGUCUUCUCCAAUGCUGGCAAGUUCGACACCAGUCGCUUCACAGCCGCCCAGCUCAUCCGGGUGCACUCGCUGGUAGUCGAAGCUCUCUUGGACGAGGAAGAAUCUCAGAUCGCCGGAUACGUUCACGUCAUCGACGAUUCCGAUCUAUCGAUGGGAUUCCUUGGAAUUUGGUCGUUCACCGACAUCAAGAAUCUGGCUAACUGCGUCCAAAACUCACUUCCCAUGCGUCAGAAGGAGAACCACUUUGUCAACCUGCCAUCGUUCGCCAACAAACUGUCCGAUUUCAUCCUGUCCGUUCUGAGCGACAAACUGAAGAACCGUGUCUUUGUGCACAAAAGCAUGGAAGAACUCAAGGCCAAGGUCAACCCGAAACUACUUCCCAAAGAAUACGGUGGCACCAUCCCAAUGGCCGAAUGCGUUGCGCAGUUCAAGACUUUCUUGAAGGCGAAACGAGACCAGCUGGUGGCUCUCGACGAAAUGCAGAUUGAGAUCAACAAAAAUUCGGCAUACUGGGCUGACAGUACCGAUGCUGACAUCGCGGCCGGAGUGAUCGGUAGCUUCCGGAAGCUGGAGGUCGAUUAAUUUAUUUUUUAAUCUUGUAAGCAGAGAAUCUCACCGUCAUAAUCACUUCCUUCCCCAUGAGAGUCCCUUAACUUUUUUUUUAACUCUAACUUUAACAUAAUUUAAAUCAACACUCGCUGAGUACUUCGGUGACUUUUUACCCUAGACAAAUGUACUACUACUUUAGAUAAAUCGAACAUAACUAAUUAAAUCCGGAAGAGAAGAUUUCAAAUAAAACGAUCCUCUUUCCCCAAACAGGUGGAACAAAGUUACCAAAACUCAACUGUAUCACUAUUAAAUGUUAUCGAAAUGUCGGGUUAGGGUAAAGCUAGCCCGAACAAUAAAUGUAGGGUAGCUUGUGUUUAGGUGGUACUACUUAUUUCGGACAGCAAAACUCUUCUCUGUGAUGAUGGUUUCUAAAACUGACACAGAUUAGGUGAGGUAGAAGAAAAACAAAACCGCAACUUUUAUAUCUAUAAUUUAUUGCUAUCUAGCGAGCUAUUUGACUAAUCAGUACAUAUGCACAGAAAAUGUAAUCCAAGUGUUUAGAGAAUAGAAUAAGACGACCUCCACUUUUAUUCUGAAUAAUAUCAAACAUUCUAUAUGUAUUCGAUUGUCUAUGUAUGUUUUAUGCGAAAAUAAAGUUUAGGAAAACU